Messenger RNA from Auanema sp. JU1783, 861 nucleotides. The record is from the annotation of a GenBank genome assembly. NCBI's taxonomy places the organism in Eukaryota, Metazoa, Nematoda, Chromadorea, Rhabditida, Rhabditidae.
AUGACUCAACUUAUAUGCCCCGGCUUAAAUGAGGUUUGGGAAGACAUCAAGGAUUUCCUAUAUGAUGAGAAUUUCCAAUUAGGAGAUGGUGUCACAGCACCUGUUGGCGCUUAUUCACCUCUAGAGACUCCAUCAGUUUCUGGGAUGACAUCAUCCUUAAUGAGUGUACCAUCAUCUUCAACGAACUGCCGUUCAGUACCUCUACCAUCCUCAAGUCUUAGCCAUCUAGCUGCCCCUCCAAUUGCCCUCGGCUUACCUCCGCCAGCAUUGCCACCUAUUCCAGUACCUACCUAUACACCUUGUGUUUAUUCUUGCUCAGCAACGACUUCAAUAUAUGAUGUUAAAGAGGAGUCGCCCCCCAGUAGUCCUGAAGUUAGCUUUUACUAUGGCUCUACAACAAUUAACUCGAAUAGUGGAUCUCCCUUAGCCCAAUCAUUGCCUGAAUUACAACAACCACAUCCGACACAUCCACCCCAAAAUCAGCAUAUUCAGCUUAGAAACAGGAAAUGUAGCAGUACUGAAUCAUCGACGGAAUCAGAAGGAGAGCGACCUCGAAAAAAUAAGAAAGUGAAAGAGCCGACAAGUCGGAGAUUAGCAGUGCACGCCUGUCCUUACAAUGGAUGUGGAAAAAAGUAUUCGAAGAGCUCACAUUUAAAAGCCCAUGUUCGAACACAUAGCGGAGAGAAGCCAUACUGUUGUCCAUGGCAGGGUUGCGAAUGGAAGUUUGCUCGAAGUGACGAAUUGACGAGACACAAAAGGAAACAUACCGGCGAUAGACCUUUCCAAUGCAGCUUAUGUGAUAGAGCAUUCUCUAGAUCUGAUCAUUUAAGCUUACACAUGAAAAGACACAACGUUGCUUAA